AUGCCGCCAUUACUGUCCCCCAAGGGAUUGUCGCUAAGCUUGGAGGACCACCUCCCGUCAUGUGCGAUACUCUGCAGGGGGCUGACCUGCAGCUCUGUGUCCUUUCAGCAUCCAGUGACCGAUCAGUCAGUGAUCCUGUCCCUAAGCCUGUCAGACCUGACAGCGAAGCUGAGAGAUGGAGAGCUCUCCCCUGAGAUGGUUCUGCACACCUACAUGACCAAGGCGUUGGACGUGACCCAAGACCUGAACUGCAUCACUGACUUCCUGCCAGAAUGUGAGCUGCAGCUGCGAAGACUCCAGGAGCAGACAAGCAGGGGGCCACUGUACGGGGUCCCCAUCAGCCUGAAGGAUAAUUAUAGUUGCAAGGGUCAUGACGCCACAUUGGGGUUAAUUAGGAAUCUGGAACGCCCGGCCCCAGAAGACUGCGUUAUUGUCCAGGUGCUAAAGAAGCAGGGAGCGGUGCCGUUUGUGAAAACCAACAUCCCGCAGUCCAUGCUGAACUAUGACUGCAGUAAUCCCAUCUAUGGACAGACCCUGAAUCCCCUGAACCACAAGAGGACCCCGGGGGGCUCAUCUGGAGGGGAGGGGGCGCUCAUCUCAGCACAAGGCUCCAUCCUGGGCUUUGGCUCAGACAUUGGAGGAAGUAUCCGCUUCCCGAGCGCCUUCUGCGGAGUCUGCGGCUUCAAACCGACAGGAAACCGACUCAGUAAAAUUGGCCUCACAUCAAGCUGCCCCGGACAGAAAUCAGUCACAGCAAUGAUUGGACCAAUAGCGCGAGACGUGGACAGUCUGGUGACCGCCAUGAGAUCCUUGUUGUGUGAGGAUAUGUUUCAGAUGGACCCCACCGUCCCUCCGAUCCCCUUCAAUGAGGAGGUUUUCUCUAGCACGCGGCCUCUACGCAUUGGAUAUUAUGAGACGGACGACUCCACCAUGGCCACGCCCUCCAUGAGACGCGCCGUCCUCGAGACCAAGGAGCUCCUGGAGAAAGCCGGACACGAGGUGGUGCUGUUCACUCCACCGUCAGUGGAACGCUCGCUGUAUGAGCUGGCAUUGAGGGGGCUGCUGGCCGACGGGGGCGCCACCUUCCUGGACAACUUCAAAGGCGAUCUCGUGGAUCCCAACCUGAGGAGCCAGGUCACCACCUACAGCAGUCCAUCCUGGCUGAAGAGCUUACUGUCCGUCCUGGUCAGGCCGCUGUUUCCCAGACUCUCGAUGCUCCUUGAGAACACGCGAGGAAUGAGUUCGGUGAAGGAGCUGUGGAGGCACCAUGUGGCGGUGGAGGCGUACCGGCAGGAGUUCAUCGCCCGCUGGACGGCACGGGGCCUGGAUGCUCUUAUCUGUCCUAUUCUGGGUCCUGCUCCGACCAUCGGAUCUCCUGGAAAGCUGUCAAGUGCCGUGUCCUACACCAUCCUCUACAAUCUGGUGGACUUCCCAGCUGGCGUUCUCCCCGUUACCACAGUGACCAGUGAGGAUGAGGAGGCCCUGAAGAAGUACGAAGGUCAUCACAAGGACGCCUUUGACGCACUUCUCAGAAAGGCCGUGUCAGACAGCGUGGGCCUCCCUGUGGCCCUACAGUGCGUGGCCCUUCCCUGGCAGGAGGAGCAGUGUCUCCGUCUAAUGAAGGAAGUGGAGAAGAUUACCCAAAUGGAGAAAAGAUUAUAAACUGGGAGAACUGGGAUUGUCCGAGAUGCCAGUGUGACCAAGGAUUUCUCCAAUCUAAUAAAGCGUAGCUCUAAGGGCGCUAAGAUAUAUGCAAACCUGUCCUUCUCUCCGGCUGCACCUAUAAAGGCUUUCACACUCAUUUUUGCACAUGUUGUUGAUCACCCAUGCAAUUUUUUUCAGAAUUAAUAAACACAAAUUUGGGCUCA
This is a messenger RNA of Bufo bufo (common toad), 1868 nucleotides long. RefSeq names its product fatty-acid amide hydrolase 1-like. The record is from RefSeq and is a predicted model, not a curated record. NCBI's taxonomy places the organism in Eukaryota, Metazoa, Chordata, Amphibia, Anura, Bufonidae. Gene Ontology annotation, molecular function: amidase activity; fatty acid amide hydrolase activity. Bases 1 to 1662 code for a protein of 553 amino acids. Gene Ontology annotation, biological process: fatty acid catabolic process. The transcript is spliced from 15 exons.